AUGGAGAACGUUCCGCCGCUGGAAGCGGAGCUGGAGCAGCAGUGGUUGCUCAACACCUCCCUCAACGAGUCCUUCUCGAACCAGUUCGUGCAGCCGCCGUGGCAGGUUGCCCUGUGGGCCGUCGCCUAUGCCCUCAUCGUGGUGGUGUCGGUGGUGGGGAACGUGGUGGUGAUGUGGAUCAUCCUGGCUCACAAAAGGAUGCGAACCGUCACUAACUACUUCUUGGUGAACCUGGCGUUCGCCGAAGCCUCCAUGUCGGCUUUCAACACGGUGGUGAACUUCACCUACGCUGUCCACAACGAGUGGUACUACGGGCUGCUCUACUGCAAGUUUCACAACUUCUUCCCCAUCGCCGCCGUCUUCGCCAGCAUCUACUCCAUGACAGCCAUCGCCCUGGACAGGUACAUGGCAAUCAUCCACCCGCUGCAACCCCGGCUCUCGGCCACCGCCACCAAGGUUGUCAUCGGUGUCAUCUGGGUCCUGGCGUUCCUGCUGGCGUCCCCUCAGGGUUACUACUCGGUGACGGAGGAGCUGCCGGGCCGGCUGGUGUGUCUGGUGGAGUGGCCGGAGCACAGUGAGAACGUGUACGGAAAAACGUAUCACUUCUGCAUGACCAUCCUGAUUUACUUCUUGCCACUCCUGGUGAUUGGAUGUGCCUACACCGUAGUCGGCAUCACCCUUUGGGCGAGCGAGAUACCAGGUGACUCCUCCGACCGCUACCAUGAGCAGGUCUCAGCCAAGCGGAAGGUGGUGAAGAUGAUGAUCAUCGUGGUGUGCACGUUCGCACUGUGCUGGCUGCCCUACCACAUCUACUUCACCCUGCAGUAUUUCAACCCUGAGUGGUACCUGCAGAAGUUUAUCCAGCAGGUCUACCUUGCCGUCAUGUGGUUGGCCAUGAGCUCCACCAUGUACAACCCCAUCAUCUACUGCUGCCUCAAUGACAGGUUUCGUGUGGGGUUCAAACACGCGUUUCGAUGGUGCCCGUUCAUCAGCGCUGGUGAGUACGAGGGCCUGGAAAUGAAGUCGGCCAGAUACCUGCAGACACAGAGCAGCAUGUACAAGGUCAGCCGGAUCGAGACCACCGUGUCCUCGGCGGUCGGUGCAGCCGAAGAAGAGCUGGAGGAGAGCAGUAAGGCCAAGCGUCUCUCUGUGGACAUGACCUCCAACGGUUCCUCCCGCAGCGACUCCAAAACGGUCUCCGAAAGCUUCAGCUUCUACUCCAACACACUCACCUAAGCUCCGUCGGCUGCUCACGAAGGUGCCACCAUCCUCAGAAAGCUCCAGCGCUCAACCCACUCAGUCUCAUCACUCCAGUCUGUGAUGUGCUGGCUUUUUUCUGUGCUGUUUUACCAUCUCUCGCUGUGCCGCUCGCUCACCGUCCUUGGGAUUAGUUUCAUGUGCUCCACAGUGGCUCGUGUCCCAACACAAGUGAGGUUUGGUUGGUCUCUGCCAUGCUCACUGCCUGUUCAGCCCAGGAUACAAUGGAAAACUGGGACAGAGUUGCAUUUCUCUCCUAAACUGUGAAUACAACAUUGGCAGGCGCUUCCCUGCUCUCUGCAAGGAUCUCCCAGUCCAUCCCACCUCCCAGGGAAAUGAACCAGUCUUGCACUUCCCUCCUCCCACCUUUAAUUCCAUUUUACCUGUCGCUCUUGGUUGAACAUCCAGAGGGAUAUCCAGUUCAAAAAAAUCCAGAAAAAUCGAUGUUUUCAGCUUCAGGAGCUUCAAUUUCUGCCCAGUCCCAGCUCAUCCCCAGCACCCCAGCAUCUCCGCACAAUGGUUUUCUGCUGCUGCUCCACAACCCAGCUCACCUAAAACCAGGAUUUCUGAACUGAGCCAGACUUCGGUUGCCAUUAAUUAACCAUCCAUGCCAAAAGCGACCACUGUGAUUUCCUAAACUGCCCAAGGUGACAUCUCUGCAAUAGGUUUUGGAAGCCUGCGGAGGUCUGGAAAAGAGAGUGACCGCACUGAAAUGUUUUUCACAACCUGGAGAUGUCUGGAGCUGUGCAGACAGGAUUCCGUCAGAAAAAGUUCUGCUAGCUUGCUAAGUUUGAAGGGAAAAAAGAAUUUUGCAGACAUUUUGAUCUCAGAGGAAGGGUUGAAAUUAUUCACUUCCACUUUCUGGAUUUUGUUUUAAUCAGGGAAACUUUUUUUCUUUUCUAACCCGCUGCCUUUUGCAUAAAACAUCACGUUUAUUAUAUGUACAUGGAUAUAUCUACUCUUUUUGCCCUGUUACAGUGGAUAAUUUUCACUGGAGCUGUUCAUCCCAAGGGCUUCGUUGGUCAGCAAAUGUAUGAACAUACACUCAGAGGAGUGUAAAUAAAAUAAGAAGAGGGGAAACUUGGCUUGUUGGGAACAAACCUACACGUUGGGGGGCACUUUGGGGGUGGUUUAUCAAUUGUUCCUUGCUGCUGGUCCUUUCUCUCCCCUUCUGGUGUAGAAAUCAGACUCCUAAAAUGGAUUCACUGCAAGAUACAAACGCUGGAGGGUUGCAUGACAAGAUUUACAUAGAGCAAGGAAACAGCUCAUUUUUUUUAAAGCAGCCAAACAUCAGACCCUGCUGAGCACAAAACAGUUUCUGCAAAUAAAACAGAGAUGACUUUUGGAGCUUUUUGACUAUUCAGCCUCCAAAUUAGCUGUUGGAAGAUCCAGAAUACACUAUUUUUUUCCUGCUUAAGCUUCCACUUCUCAUCGUUUUUGUCGCCUUAAGACGUUUUCUCCCUUGGAGAAGGGGGAACACAACGAGCCUGCCUGGGGAUUUGGGUUUGUACAAAAUCACCAGCUCCAGGUGCCGAUGGAAAGAAUGGGCGAUAUCAAAGGGUUUAUUUAACCCAAGGGUUGGACUAAGAAACUUGUCCCAACGACUCCGCAGGAGCUGUGCUGCCAAUACACAAGAAGGUGCUACAAACCAGAGCCAAAUUGAUUCACUCCGAGCUGCCAAACCAAAUUCAACAUUAAAAUGAAACUCCAUGUCUCAAAAUGGUCUAGAAAGCUGAAUAAGGCAAGAAAAGAUCUGCUCCACACACCCCACGCACAACAGUUUGUGUCAGGUUGUGAGUCUAACAGAAGUCAGCAUUAAGAAAAUAAAUAUGUCUAUGUGUGUGUACAUAUAUAUAACCAUGCUGCCUUUUUGUCCUCCGUGUUUUAUGCCCUAAAGACACUGCAAUUGUGAGACGUGCAGAGAAAAGACAACUGUCUUCUCGCAAGCAAUCAUAGGAUCACAGAAUCAUUUCAGUUGGAACAGACCCUCAGGAUCACGGAGUCCAAUGCUCAGCUUGAACCAUGGGAUAAGCCCCAGGGUGUGCACGGAGACCUCAAUUCAAACCGACAAUUUACAGCCUGAAAUGUUUCUUGUGCAUCUCAUAGAGAGCUCUCUCCUGAAAUAAAGUGAGGAAAAUUCCCACCUGUUACAAAUAGUAACAACCACAGCUGAUGGGAACAUGUCAAAGGAUCAUUCAACAGAUGGAGACUGAUGCAGAAAAAACAAAAUAUUCUGUGUAAAUGGGCACAAUACCCCCAAACCUGCAUUUUCCUUCCCCUAAUCCAAGUGCCAAGUUAUUUUAUCACUGGAAGCUGGAACAGGGAUGAGGCUUUUUCACAUUUAAGAUCUAGGCCAACCCCCAAGACGGGAUGUUUGAGUCAGGUCCGUGUCCACCCACGACACGCAUCGGGCAACACGAGCUGAUGUCACCCCCCUAGGGACACACUGUGCAUGCAAAACCCACAGAGAAGGUUUUCUUUUGAAGACUGAAAAGCCCCAAAACAUGACAUCCCUCACACAGCUUGGGGAUGGGACAUCUAACGAGGUGCUGAGUCCCAUCUCCACACUAUUCCUAGUUCCCAGCUGUAAUACUGAGUUUUUUUCUGGUUUGUUAAGCCUGUUUGCAGACCUCUGCUUAGAAAUUCAAUUGCGAAGUGGGACGGCUUCUUUGCCUCUUUCCUGGCUCUCUGAAAAGCAAAAAAUAGCAUGUGGAGAGAAUCCCUGGGCAGGUCCACACACAUCCCUUCACCCAGAUAUUAAUAACUCCCACCAUCAUUAAGGCAACCUGCCUAAGCCUAAUUACAACACACUCUAAACCCAAAUCAUGAAGGGAGCUCGGAAACCCAAAGCCCAGCCUGAAGCCACAUCAAAAAAAAAAAACAAAACAACAACAAAAAAAAACCCAGAAGGCCAAGCAAAAUUCUGCUUGCCAGAAAAACGAGGCAGCUUUGCAGAUGUGGAAGUCAAAAGCAAAGCAGCCGGUACCAGUUCCUACUGUCUGUAGUGCCUGGGACGGGAUUGCUGACAGACACACAAAAGGCUGCCCGCUUGCUGCUUAUCUUUAUUGUUAUUUUUAUCUUGCUGCCCCAGCCAAGCGCACCAACGAGUACAGACGCAGAGUAUCCGCUAUUUACCGCAUAUUUCUGCAGGGCUGACAGGUUUUUAUUUUUAGCUUUGCCGUGUCCCAGCCAGAACCGUGCCCAGCCCAAAAACUCCAAGUUAAAAUAAUAAUUAAAAAAAAAAAAAAAACACACAAACAUCUCUCAGGCUUCAGGUAUCUGUUAAUAAUCUACAGAAUGCACCAUUCUGCCUCAAAAAACCUGUCUCCAGCUGAAUCAUUAAGCCAGCGGUUAUAAUGCAAAGUUUAACACACAAAUAGGCUCUUUUUCCAUGGUGUGUCCACCCAAAAUACCAUCUCUGCUGGCAACUAAACCGCACCCAGCAGUCAAACGCAGCAGUCACACUAUCUCAGAGAAGGGACAGUGAGUCCCAAGAGCAGCUGAGAGACGAACCUCGGGUGUCUCUGCCUUCAAACUUUCCAUCCCAGACAAAAAGGCUCCAGAUUCUGUGCAACACGAUACAGUAGGGGCCAUAAGUCUGGGUUUGGUAUUCGGUGCGUGGGGCAGCUGGUGGGAGCUUUGUGUGAAGUUCUUCCCAUAGUAGCAUGUCUGCAGAGGAAAAAAGUCCAACCCUCGUCCCCCAAAAUGGUCUCUCUGAUUGUCCGGUUUGUCUAAACGGAUUUUUGGAAAUAAAUGUUUCUUUUGUGA
Molecule: messenger RNA, 5025 nt
Organism: Columba livia (rock pigeon)
Lineage: Eukaryota; Metazoa; Chordata; Aves; Columbiformes; Columbidae
Gene: TACR1
Product: tachykinin receptor 1
Exons: 5
Coding region: 1-1236 (411 amino acids)
Biological process (GO): positive regulation of flagellated sperm motility; G protein-coupled receptor signaling pathway
Cellular component (GO): sperm midpiece; plasma membrane
Molecular function (GO): substance P receptor activity
Source: RefSeq, a predicted model, not a curated record